GAAUUCAAAGGUACCUGGAUUGAAUGAGCAGAGCUGAGAGUCAAGGAGUUGGAAUGGUGGAUGGAUCUGGGGUUCUUUUCUUCCCUUGAAAUCCUGGGAUAAGAUUAAAUUAGUUUUAAAAGUUAGCAAUCUUUUGGAGGUUGCUUGAUGUUUUGUACUUUAAUAAUUUGUGAGGUUGCUUUGUCUUUGCUAUUUUGCUCCUAUAAUGGAUAAUGUCCAGUGCGGGGCCUGUGGUAGCUGGAGCUGAUGCUGUGGUGGCUGAGCCACUUUUCCCGCAUGCUUACUGUUACUCUUCAGCCACUUUGCAGCUUUCAUUUCAUUUGCAUUUGAGUUUGCAUUUGCAUUUCAUGUGCAUUUCAUUUGCUGUUUGCAUUUGCUGCCCGUUGCAGCCUCAUUUCAGCCUCAUUUCAGCCUCAUUUCAACCUCAUUUCAUCAACAUUGCAGCUCAGCUUGCUGCACAUUGUUGCUGUCAUUUUACAGCUUCAUUUUCACCAUAUUUGCAGCUAAAUUGCUGCCAUAUUUGCUGUCAAAUUGCAGCUUCAUUUGCUGUCAAUUUCCAGCCUCAUUGCUGCCAUUUCAUGGCAGUUUCAUUUCUUCAUUUCUGCAGAUUUGAUUGCCACGUUUCUAGCAAUAAUUCCAACAAAUUUGUCACUGAUUUAACACUAUGGGCUGCGCAACUGUCCGGAGUGCCGUUACAAUUGCCUGAUGCCGCGAGUUACAAUGGUUUGGAACUUCCGGACAAGUGUAUGUAUAAUGAGCUGACACGUCUGAACCCAGCACAGAGUGUUCCCGCUUGCUUCGCUAUUGAUGCACUGGCUAAUGGUGUCCGAUACCACCUCUCUCUCCAAUCCAAGGACUCGGAAUUAGCUUCAGUUCGCCACAAACAACCGUUUGUGAUCGGUGUUGCCGGUGGUACUGCAUCCGGUAAGACAACCGUUUGCAACAUGAUAAUCUCUCAACUCCAAAAUCAACGCGUUGUCCUCAUUAAUCAAGAUUCUUUCUACAAGUCACUCAACAAUGAGCAGCUGCAAAAUGUUCAUGAUUACAACUUUGAUCACCCCAAUGCCUUCGAUACUGAGCUUUUGCUUUCUUGCAUGGAGAAACUAAAACAUGGGCAGGUAGUUAGCAUCCCAAACUAUGAUUUCAAGACCCACAGAAGUGUUGAACCAUCACGUCAGGUGAACCCCGCGGAUGUCAUCAUUUUAGAAGGAAUACUAGUUCUGCAUGAUUCUCGUGUCCGUGAUCUCAUGAACAUGAAGAUUUUUGUUGAUACAGAUUCUGAUGUGUGUCUCUCCCGGAGAAUUAAACGUGAUACCAUUGAAAGAGGGAGAAACAUUCAAAAUGUUCUUGACCAAUAUAGUAAAUUCGUUAAGCCUAGUUUUGAAGAUUUUAUACUGCCAUCAAAGAAGUUUGCUGAUAUAAUCAUCCCUAGGGGAGGGGACAAUGUCGUGGCAAUAAACUUGAUAGUGCAACACAUUCGUACAAAGCUAGGCCAGCAUGAAAUAUGUAAAAUAUAUCCCAAUGUUUUUGUCAUACAUUCAACAUUUCAGAUUCGGGGAAUGCACACACUCAUUCGAGACGUUAACACAACAAAGCAUGACUUUGUUUUUUAUGCAGAUCGACUGAUUCGCUUGGUUGUAGAACAUGGUCUAGGCCACCUUCCUUUCACUGAGAAACAGAUUACUACUCCUACAGGAUCAGUCUACACUGGAGUUGUUUUCUGUAAAAGUUUGUGCGGAGUCUCUGUUAUUAGAAGUGGAGAGAGCAUGGAGAAUGCACUAAGAGCCUGUUGUAAGGGAAUCAAAAUUGGAAAAAUCCUGAUACAUGGAGAGGGUAAGAGUGGUCGCCAGUUAAUCUAUGAGAAGCUCCCUCGAGACAUCUCAAGCCGCCAAGUUUUGUUGCUUGACCCAGUUCUGGCUUCAGGAAACUCUGCCGUCAAGGCUAUAUCACUGCUUCUCAGUAAAGGCGUUCCAGAAUCACACAUUAUCUUCCUUAACCUUAUAGCAGCACCUCAAGGAAUUCAUGCUGUUUGUGAGAAAUUCCCCAUGAUAAAACUUGUCACUUCAGAGAUAGAUGCUUCACUCGACAAGGAUUUACGAGUGAUUCCAGGCAUGGGAGAGUUCGGAGAUCGAUACUUUGGAACAGACUAAAAGUCUGCAAAUUUUGUGCUGGACAAAGAGGGCAAAAGAUAGUUUGAUACCAUUUACCAUAGUUUCCUCACAAUAGACAGAAAACGGUUGG
Molecule: messenger RNA, 2241 nt
Organism: Rubroshorea leprosula
Lineage: Eukaryota; Viridiplantae; Streptophyta; Magnoliopsida; Malvales; Dipterocarpaceae
Source: the annotation of a GenBank genome assembly